AUGGACGUUGCUCGCUUCGAGACGCUGCCGCACGACCUCGUCGUACGCAUCGUCGGCUGCUUGGACUCGCAUGGCCUGCGCGCGCUCUCGUCUACCUCGCGCCUCCUCCACGGCCUCAUCACGGAGCGCGAUUCGCUCUGGAAGAACGUCUUCCGCCGCCAGUGGGCGUCCGCCAACUUUGCCCUCCCGGCGCCGCUCGUGCUCUCGCCCUUCCUCGCCGCCAAGUACCCUCGACACAGCGAUGCCUACCAUUACCUCUGCCAGGCCAUGCGCAUGGUGCCAUCGACCAUGGACCUCGACUUUCUUGAUGAGUUUGACGAGGACGACCGCGACGAAUACGCCAUCACCGACCUCACGGGCCGCGAAGUCGGGGCGCCACAGCGCUUUGCCAUGACGAAAUUCCUUGAUGGCGAGUACUCGGAAGGGCGCAGCGUCCGGUCCAACGUGCCGGUUCGCUUCAAGCCGACUGUCGUCGUGCACCGUCCGACCGCCACGGGGCCGUUCGUCGUCGACGUUGUUUCGACCGUCUACUUUGAAGUCACGCUCGCCGCGACGCCGAUCGAGCCUCGGGACCCCGGCGAUGCCAACAACACGAACGGAUUCUUCUCGGUCGGCUUCAUCGCGUCGUCGUUUGCGCUGCUCGAAAACCAUGCCGGCUGGGAGCCGUGGUCGUACGGCUACCACAGCAGCGAUGGCGCAUACAUCACCGAGCCCGACGGCCCCGUGGUCGUCGGAACGUAUGGGCCCUCGGAUACGGUCGGCUGCGGCAUCCACUAUGGUCCUGGCCACGAAGCCACGCUCUUCUUGACCAAGAACGGCCAUCGCUUUGACACUGCGUUUGCCGUGUGCCCGGGCCGCGCGCUCUUUCCGUGCGUCGGUACCAACACGACGUACCCCGUGAGUGUCAACUUUGGCGCGACGCCGUUCCGCUACUCUCCCUUUGCCACCGACGUCGACGACGCCGAGCGGCAGCGCGCGAUUGGCGAGGCCCCCAUGGACUACGAAGGCUACCUCGACGAGUACGUGGCCGAGGACGAGGAAGACGACGACGACGGCGACGGCGACGACGCCGACGACGACGACGACGACUAUGACGGCUCGUACUACGAGGAUGAUGACUACUAUGACGCGGACGCGGACGCAUAUGACGAUGACGCGGACGAAGAGAUGUACGACGACGACGACGAGUACUAUGAGGACGAGGACCUCAUGGAGCAGUACCGCGGCUACUUUUUCGGACGUGGCGGCGACGACGACGACGACGACGGAGACGACGAGCACGAGCGCAUGGCCGCGCUCUUGCGGGCGCACCCGGACGUCCAGCGGUUUCUGCACCAUCUCUACAGCCACACGACGCACGAUGUCAUGGUGGCCGCGGCGAACGGCGACCCGCGCGAGCUCGUCCAGGCCAUGCUGUCGAUGGCCAACGACGUCUUGCCGCCCGCACCGGCAGUCGCUCGGAGCGAAGCAGUUGCGCAGCGCGUGGCGACACCACCCGCGCAGCGCGUGUCGACGCCAUCCGUGGACCCGGACAUGGCGACGCUCGAGGAGGCGAUGCAAGACUUGCUGGCCGAGACGGUAUUGGCGCCAGCGUCGUCGAGCUCCGCGUACGACUCGGACGAGGAGCUGCGAAGGAAGUACCACGUGUCGGACGAUCCGCUGGACGAAGUGGAUUAGCUCGUCGUUGUCGGAGUUGCGACAAUGUGUCAUUUUGCAUGGAAGAAAAGGG
Molecule: messenger RNA, 1729 nt
Organism: Saprolegnia parasitica CBS 223.65
Lineage: Eukaryota; Oomycota; Saprolegniomycetes; Saprolegniales; Saprolegniaceae
Exons: 8
Coding region: 1-1677 (558 amino acids)
Molecular function (GO): protein binding
Source: RefSeq, a predicted model, not a curated record